GGCCUAGGACGAUUGAACUCAGGUGUGUAUUGUCGCACACGAACACAGACAACCGUCAUCUCAUCGUUCACCUGGUCAUGUUUUCUCCUCAUGGCGCUCGUUUGCCGAUUUGCGACUAUAAGAAUCGCACACACACGUUCAGUGGUUAGGGAGCUUAUGUCAUUUGUGUAACAUGGCGUCCAACGAAAAUAGCGAUUCUCAGAAAGUUUUGGAGUUUAAAAUCUACAAGUACUCCAGCUUUUCGUCAUCCUACGUGCCAGAAAACAUCCUCUUCGACAAACCAUCGGAUCAGACAUCGCGGUGGUCGUCUGAUAUUGACAAUCAUCCACAGUUUCUUAUAUUGAAGUUGCAAUGCCCAUCGAUCGUGAAAACAAUUACAUUUGGAAAAUACGAGAAAACACAUGUAUGCAACAUAAAAAAGUUUAAAGUAUACGGCGGCUUGGAAUCGGAGAAUAUGAUGGAGCUGUUAGAGAGCGGAUUGAAGAACGAUUCUACGUCUGAGACGUUUGAUUUAAAACAUAUACUGGGAAAUAAGGGCAAUUACUUUCCAGUUAGAUAUCUAAAAAUUCUACCGUUGCAAUCAUGGGGUCCCAGUUUUAAUUUUUCUAUCUGGCAUGUACGAUUAACUGGAAUUGAUGAUCCUAAAAUAGUUAAACCUAAUAUCGAAUGGUUUAAUGUGUAUCGUCAGAAAGAAGUAAUAAGACUCUGUAUGAAACACUUCAGAAGAUUGGAGCAACCAGAGAUCGUGGAAACGUUACAAAGAGUUACAGGGGUUUCAUUGGAGGAUGUUAGACUGACUAUGUUAUAUGAGUUGUUAGUAACGAAGGGGGAUUAUCUGGAAGUUGAACACUUUAUAAGUAACAUUGUGAUGAUGGGCCUUUUAAACGAUUACAUUCAUGCCCAAACCUACAGAGCGGUCUGGACAAAAUUGUCGACGGACGAUCCGAAACCCGGGAUGAGAGGCGGUCAUCAAAUGGUACUUGACCCCACCGCAGAACUCGUGUACCUCUUCGGAGGAUGGGACGGAAAUAAAGAUCUUUCAGACUUGUGGGCGUACAAUAUAGCAACCAACAAGUGGACCAUCAUUUGUAAAGAUGCAGAAGCUGAGGAUGGACCGAGCGCGAGAUCCUGUCACAAGAUGUGUCUGGACCCCAAGCGUCAACAACUUUUUAUUUUGGGAAGGUAUCUAGAUACCCAGUAUAGAAAUUUGGAGAACUUGAAAAGCGAUUUUUUCGUUUAUGAAAUCGGAAAGAACAAAUGGACUCAAAUAUCGGAAGACACGGAGGCUGUGGGUGGGCCGGAGUUAAUCUUUGAUCAUCAAAUGUCCAUGGACGUGGAAAAACAAACGAUUUACAUUUUCGGUGGCCGUGUUGUCGUCUCUCCGAACAUUUCCGAGGAAUACGAGUACCGUAUGAUACCAAACUCGACCGAGCCAAUCUUUUCUGGACUGUACUCUUACAACGUGCUUACGUCUACGUGGACCAAAUUAGCCUGCGACAUUGCAAGGCCGGGCCCUCCAAAUGUUCCAACUAUCCGAUCCAGAGCCGGCCAUUCUAUGCUCUUUCACCCGGGUUCGAGGAAACUAUACAUUUUUGCGGGUCAAAGGGGCAAAGAGUAUCUCAGCGAUUUCGUUACCUAUGAGAUUGAUACGAAUCACAUAGAGCAUAUAAAUUUCAAUGACUCUAGUUCAAGAGAUAACCACGUGCCAGCAGCUGGUUUCACGCAGAGAGCCACGAUCGAUCCCGAAUUGGGAGAAAUUUAUGUUUUGUCGGGUUUGAGCAAAGACAAGGAUAAGAGAGACGAUAACGUGCAGAACUCCUUUUGGGUGUACAAUAUCAAGAAUAACAAAUGGUCCUGUAUCUAUCGGCAUGAGAACGUCGGGGAGAAGUACUGGAAUAAAAUGCAAGACUUCGUCCCAUGUCCGCGAUUCGCGCACCAGUUGGUGUAUGAUCAUGUGAAGAAGGUACAUUUCUUAUUCGGAGGAAACCCGGGAAGAUCUUGUCUCCGAAAUUUGCGGCUCGACGACUUCUGGCAGUUAAAGUUGUGCAGACCCUCCCAGGAGGAGAUCAUGAAGAGGUGCAAGCUACUGAUCAGAAAGCAUAAGUUUAAAGAGCUGGCCUUGAGUAGCAGCGUCGAGGCGCUCGAGUAUCUCCAGACCCAAGUUUCUGAGAUCAUCGAUCACAACGACAUGGAACAAACGAAAGAGUUUCAAUUGUUAACGUCUAUUCUAUUCAGAGAACAGAACACGUUAUUAGGAGAGGCCAUGAACUCGAACGGUUCAGGAAACUUGUUAGAGAAUUUCUGUCAUAUGAGCGAGCCUAGGUACGAUCAGAACGGCCGCGAUGUUCACACGCUGAGAACCGAGUUGUACGACAAACUGACCGAAUUCUUUUCUGAGUCGUUGACACAACCGCGCGCAAAUCUAAUCGAUCUGUUGCCAUUAUGAACCGGCAUUGACCGAUAGCCCGUCGAACAAUGCUACUGAACACACACACAGAAAAGCAAAGAAAGAUUCCGUUUGUUUUCUUGCGAUGGUGUUUACCAUAUGACAGUGAAAUGUGAUUUUAUCUUUAAACAAAAAGAAAAAAAAAGAAGGAAAUCGUUAUUUUUAUAUAGUGUAAUUCUUUGUAUCGUUUUAAGAAGAGAGAGGAUUUACACAACAUAUACUAUACACGUACGAGCUAACAUAUAAAUAUUAUACAUAUUCAUAGAUUCAAUCUAAUUUCAUUCGCGGAGAAAACAGCUUAACACAGAGAAUUAUGCUAAUAUAUACUUCAUUGUGAUACUUUUAAGUAAAGUCUCGUCUAAUAGGGUUAAACCUAUAUGUCUUUUAUAUGGAGUUUUCGUUUGCAUUGAACUGUUGUAAUUGCUCUUGCCGUGUGUUUCAUAGCUAUUUCAUAUAAUCUCUAGUUAUUAUUUCAUGGAACGCGAACAAUGUUUUUCUAUAGCGUGCUGUACUAUGUAUAAAACUAGCUUUAUUUUCUAACCCAUACACGUCCUAGUUAGUGUGCCAAGAUGCAUUUAUAAUUAUCUGCGAAUAACAUUUUAUUUCACCGGGUAACGAAAUUCUCCAAAAGAAAAUCAGUUCUCAGUUGUCCCCAAUGAAAUGGAUCUUCACAGAUCUUCAUGAAACGAAAACUCUCGCUCUAUUAGACGACAUAUUAGAAAUCAUAUAUAUUCUUCUAUUUUGCUGGCUUCGACUUUCUCACUAUUUCAAAUAUUUUAUACAAUUUAUAAUCGCGUCUGAGUAGCUGCAACUUAGUAUCGAGGAAAUACCUCACGAGAGAAAACUUUAUAAACUAAAGAUAAAUCCCGUGAUCGUAAAAAAUACAUAGGCAGUAACGCGAAUUGUCUUUAAUCUUCCUCAUCCUAACUCGCUACUCUUAGAUUAUACUAUUUUUUUUUCAAGUAUAAUAUAUCACCGGUUUAAAUAUUCAAUGCUAUGGACAAACAUAAAAUAUAAAUAUUCCGUUGCUUGUACGAUAGAAAUUUGUAUGAUGAUCGACUCGUUGCGCAAUCUUUCUUUUUAUUAUCUAUACGAUAUACAUGUAUAAAUAUACAUAUAAAUACACAUACAAUAAUAGAACUUAAUAUGGUAGAAUCUAUAACGAUAUCAUAGAUUCUCAUAUAUGUUCUACUAUAUUAAGCGAAUAACUAAAGCCUUCAUUAUUGUUAUCGAUUGUUUGUACUGUAAACGUUAUGCGAUGACACUCGCGGUAUCGUGCAUCAAACGUCUUGUAUAUAGCAUCGCUUUGCCGAUAUAUCUGUUGUAAACGGUUAUAUUUCUAGUUUCGUUGCGGACGUACAAGAAGUAUGUCGGACGAAAUGAAAUUGAGAGAGAGAGAGAGUGUGUGAAAGAGAGAGAGCCUGGUGCGUGGAAAAGUGCGCGAAAUUCAAAUAGCAUCCUUGUAUAUAGAACUAUUUACUCGUCGACGGGACGAAGCGAUUGUACAAUUCGGUUAUAGGUUAGGGUAGUGCGAAACUUUGUAAAAAAAAAACACGAUGAGAACUCGAGACAAGAUAGAUUAGAAUAAAAAAAUGAAAUCGAGUAGCGAGAGUUUCGUAAAUUGAUCUUGCUGGAGAAGAUCAUCUGUCGCGAUUCUUGUCCGAAAGAAUGGCUGUUAUACUUGUUGCUCGCAUAUUGGUGUACUGGACAAGCGUCUUCAAUAUAUAUCUGUCGCGUUCGAAUACUGACAAGUAGGAUUGCGAACAUUUCAACGACGCUAGCGAGGUCAACGUAACGUAACAUAACAUACGAAUUGGGUCGGGCCUUAGGCAAUCGCGGUUAAUUUAAAUCUUGGACAAGAAUGCGCUGUAAACGCGUAAUGUUCGCAAUCCGCUGACAUAUUUGGACACAUACAUUGUAUAGUCGACUACAAAAGAUACUUCCACCGUGUUGUGUUGUAUGCGCACACAUACACAUCUAACAGACACACGAACACACACCACACAUCUAACACACACACACACACACACACACACACACACACACACACACACACACGUGUAACGAGAUAUCAGAAUUGUCUCAGGAUUUUAUCUCAUCGUUAGAUUAUCAAAAUCGACGAGAACGUUGGAUAGGAACUGUAAAAGACGUGAUAUUCGAAGUUCUAGUCAACUAAUGCGCGAUUACGGGAGGCAUCAUCGUCGAGAACUGAUCGGACUGAACACGGCGAGCGCACGAUUUCUAACGACAUCAAAUUAUUAUUAUCAUACAUACAGUCGCUGCGCGCUUUAUACUUCCAUUGUAUUUCUACGAACCAUUCGCUUCUAUCCGAAUUACUUUUCAUUGAUUACUUAACACCGGACUGCGGAUGUUUAUGCAUACAUAGGUAUAUAUAUAUCCACGUGGCAGUUAACAAAUAAUGAUAUCGAACGGUUCUAUUAGACUCCAUAGAAGAUAAUUUUGUUAAACUAUAUUUAGACUUUUACUACGUGUACUGAAUGUUAUACAAACGUGUUGUUGCUAUAAACGCGUAAAAUUCGCAGUCUGUCCGUCACUCCGUACUGUGCUGUUUCGAAGGAAAACCGAAACUUACCAUCUACGUUGAACAGGAGAAACCUGCAUUAUCUGUCAUUGCCUAUUGUUAUUAAUGACAGGUAGGAAACGUGCGAAGCCUGCGGGUGGCCUCCUUCGCGAACAGCACGGUCGUUUUCCAGACAACAUUUUUUCCUUAUUUACUGGCAAACUUUAUAUCGUUGUAACAUUUAAACAUAAUCAUCAAUUUUUAUGUUCAAAUAUAAUCGUUUCGUUAACGUCGA
Molecule: messenger RNA, 5262 nt
Organism: Megalopta genalis
Lineage: Eukaryota; Metazoa; Arthropoda; Insecta; Hymenoptera; Halictidae
Source: RefSeq, a predicted model, not a curated record